UCCUAAACAAAUAAUAUCCGCUCAUCAAUCAUUGUCCUAUUUCUGCCAACUAGAUUUCCCCAGAGGAGUCAUCAAUCAGCUUGGUUCCGAAGAUUGACAGCCUCACCCCCUUAGUCUCCUCUUCCCUGUACAGACUCAUACUAAGAGUUUUUAAAAGCCCCAGGUUGCAACAGGGUUAGCAGACUCAGAGGCAGAGGGACAGCGAUUGAGGAGCUCUGGAAAAGGCCAGAACAUGAAGGGCCCCAGCAGCCUGGUGAUGACAGCCUUGGCCCUUCUCCUGGUGCUGUCUGUCCUGGGAAACUCCAGCGGCGCCCCGCAGAGACUCUUUGAGAGAAGGAACUGGACCCCCCAAGCUAUGCUCUACCUGAAGGGCGCUCAGGGCCGUCGCUUCAUCUCCGACCAGGGCCGCAGGAAGGAGCUCGCUGACCGGCCGCCUCCAGAAAGACGAAACCCGGAUCUUCAACUGCUUACUCUCCCAGAGGCUGCAGCCCUGUUGCUGGCUUCCUUGCAGAAACCACAAGAAGAUGAAGGAAGAAAUUUUGAUCAAAGCAGAUUCCUGGAAGACAGACUGCUGAACUGGUGAAGAUGAACCAGAGCACACUCAAGUGUAGUUCUAUUCAUGGUGAAAACCGUUGCCACAUGAUUAGGGCCCGUGCACCCUUCCUUCCACACCUAUAACCCUAGACACCAGUACCUCUAGGAUUAGUCCUUCAGAAGUAAGACGCAUGGGAUUCUGAACACUGUCAAGUUCUGUUGCCUUAAGUUGACAUCACCUGUCUUGCGUAGGCUUGGGUUUUGUAUGGCCUUGAGAAUGCUGGGGUGGAGAAUGCAGACUUGUUCUUUCUUUCCUCUGUAGUCAGGCACUGCUGGGUCUUCGCAGUUUGUUUCUCAUCCCAUCACCUUUGUGGGUGUCACUCAGCAACAGUUCUCCCAACCCCCUUUCCCCAUCCCCAGUAAGAGAGAAGGUAUGGUAGGAUUUGUGUGGCUUUUUAUAACUCAUUGAGGAGAGGUCAGUUAAGGAGGGAGGUGAAGAGAAGAUAUCUGGGAUAAUGCUCCCAUAAAAACACAUAUUGUCUAUGACUGCUGAGACAGGGGACCCUCCAUGAUGCAGAAACCCUUGGAAAAUCUGUGAAGACCCAGGGCUUGGAGCCUCCUUGUGUUUCAAGGAGAUCCACUUAGAAACUUGGACCUUAAAGUCGCUGGAAGAUGGUGAUGGAGUUUGUGAGAGCAUAUGCUCCCCAAAGGUACAAAAUAGCUUGAGGUAUCUUGCUUUCUGUGACUGAAAGAGAUGUCAUCAUGACUUUGCAUUAAGGUACUCCAUGACACAAGUGUACUCCAUCUGCAUGAUUUAUCUGUUUCCAAAUCCAAACACACAUGCAGGAGCACGCGCGCGCGCGCACACACACACACACACACACACACACACAGUUGGGGAUGUGGGGGGUGAGAUUCCCCACAGCCAGCAAAAUAACUAACUUGGAAUUACAGCAUGAUUACUGUGGUAUUUUUUAAACAAAUCAGUUCAGAGUCAUUAAGCAUAAGUGCCCAAGUAACACUUAUUGAUUCUUAUCGUCCCCAGCUUACAGCUAUUACUUUGUAGCUAUAGAAUAUUUUUAUGUGAAUAUCUCUGUAAUCUGAAAUUUUAAGUCAACUGUGUUAAG
This is a messenger RNA of Microtus oregoni (creeping vole), 1661 nucleotides long. RefSeq names its product spexin hormone (gene Spx). The record is from RefSeq and is a predicted model, not a curated record. Gene Ontology annotation, cellular component: cytoplasm. The transcript has 6 exons. Gene Ontology annotation, biological process: positive regulation of gastro-intestinal system smooth muscle contraction. Gene Ontology annotation, molecular function: neuropeptide hormone activity. Bases 233 to 583 code for a protein of 116 amino acids. Lineage: Eukaryota; Metazoa; Chordata; Mammalia; Rodentia; Cricetidae.